This is a messenger RNA of Sciurus carolinensis (gray squirrel), 1203 nucleotides long. It is a transcript of the gene Mrpl19, whose product is annotated as mitochondrial ribosomal protein L19. The record is from RefSeq and is a predicted model, not a curated record. The transcript is spliced from 6 exons. Gene Ontology annotation, molecular function: structural constituent of ribosome. Gene Ontology annotation, biological process: translation. Lineage: Eukaryota; Metazoa; Chordata; Mammalia; Rodentia; Sciuridae. Bases 33 to 911 code for a protein of 292 amino acids. Gene Ontology annotation, cellular component: mitochondrial large ribosomal subunit; ribosome.
GGGAGUUGUAGUUUCGACCUGAGCGAGGCGGCAUGGCGGCUUCCAUCGUAGGGGGUUGUGGGGCUGCCAUGGCCUUGGCACAGAGCUUCCGAGCCACCAGGGCGCUGUUCCCUGCACCUGCCUCUGUUGCCUGCGGGAUCCGCGCGGGGCCCGGCAGGCAGCAGAGCACUGGGCCUUCCCAGCCUGGCGAGUUCCGGCCGCCGCCGAAACCCGUCAUCGUGGACAAGCGCCGACCCCCGGAGCAGGAAAGGAGGUUCUUGAGUCCUGAAUUCAUUCCCCCAAGGGGAAGAACAAAUCCUCUGAAAUUUCAAAUAGAAAGAAGAGAUAUGUUAGAAAGGAGGAAAGUACUCCACAUUCCAGAGUUCUAUGUUGGAAGCAUACUACGUGUUACCACAGCUGACCCAUAUGCCAGUGGAAAAAUCAGCCAGUUUCUGGGGAUUUGCAUCCAGAGAUCAGGAAAAGGACUUGGGGCUACUUUUAUUCUUAGGAAUACUAUUGAAGGACAAGGUGUUGAGAUUUGUUUUGAACUGUAUAAUCCUCGAAUCCAUGAGAUCCAAGUGAUCAAAUUAGAGAAACGGCUGGAUGAUAGUUUGCUUUACUUACGAGAUGCCCUUCCUGAAUACAGCACUUUUGAUAUGAAUAUGAAGCCAGUAACACCAGAGUCUAGCAAAGAAAUUCCUGUUAAUACGAUGAAAGUAAAAAUGAAGCCUAAGCCUUGGUCCAAACGCUGGGAACGUCCAAAUUUUAAUAUUAAAGGAAUCAGAUUUGAUCUUUGUUUAACUGAAGAACAAAUGAAAGAAGCUCAGAAGUGGAGUCAACCAUGGCUUGAGUUUGAUAUGAUGAGGGAAUAUGAUACUUCAAAAAUCGAAGCUACAAUAUGGAAAGAAAUUGAAGCAUCAGAAAAGUCCUGAUUCUGAGAAAGCAUUUGGUUACUUGCUAAAGAUGUAUUGGUUGUCAGAGGAUUUAUUUUAAAUCCAAUUUAAUUUCAUUUAUAAUAAAUAGUCAUUAAAUUAACUAAGCAUUUAUUAUUUUAUUAGUACUUUAAAAAAUAAAAUUUGCACACCAGUUUAUUACUCUAAAAAGAGAAAGGUAUUUGUAAAAUGACCCUUUGUAAUGUAAAUGUUCCUUUCUUUACUGGAAACAAAGCUACAUUAGAAGUCAAGAGCAGUACCAGAAUGUUCUUUAGUUAGCAUGGAAGGGCAA